AACUAUUGAAAACCACCUUCCAAAAGUAGUGUUAAGUAAUGGACGGAGUCCCCCCUUGUAAUUCAAAGAAGCUGCUCUCAAAUUCAGUUUCCCAAAUUUCUUGUUUGGGUCUUUAAUGGCAUAUGAUCUCAGGAAAAGAACGGAACCGCCUUACGGCCGGUCGGCAACCACUGCUCCUCCUCCUCCCAGCCAUCAUCAUCCGAUGUACGGUCAACCUUCCAGCCUUUACCCUCGGGUCGGCCAACACUCCGUCGUAAACCUCCCCGGGCGUUUUCAUCCCACCUCUUCACCAUCGUCCACUUCCGGAAUCGGCAUCAGAGUUGCUAUAAAACCAGAAUAUCGGAUUACGCCUCCGCCUCCAUUGGUCCCACAAGUAGGAGACAUUCCUCGAUGCACAAUUCACUUUGAUUUUGACCUUGAGAAGAAGAUUUUAGUUGAAGCAGAAAAGGAAACCCAAAACUGGAGCAGGCUAGGUCUGGACAAUCUUCCAUCCAGAAGGUCAGACCAAGCUUCUAUGGCAUCCUCUGGAGAUCCUGUUAUGAACAAAUACAUUGCAUUGGGUCUCAACAGAGAGGCUGUGCCUCUUGCAGUUGCAAAUUAUGGAGACAAUCCAACCAAGGUCAAAGAAUUUGCUGACGGUUAUACUCGCUUGAAAGAAAUGGGAUUCUCAUCAAAUAGUGCUGCAGAUGCCUUGCUAAUGAAUGACAAUGACACAAACAAGGCAAUCCCAUAUUUGCUAAACAAUCCAUCUUACUAAUGCCAGGAGUUGUGAUGCUAUUAUAAACCACAGCAAUACUGCUAUUGUAAAUUUGUUAUACUUUGUUUUGAUAAUGCUUAUUCAAACUUGCAGUUAGAGAGAGACCCAUGUUCUGAUAUCCCGGUUUGUAGUAAAAUAACUUUGGAUAUACUCA
Messenger RNA from Solanum dulcamara, 911 nucleotides. RefSeq lists its product as uncharacterized. Gene Ontology annotation, molecular function: ubiquitin binding. The record is from RefSeq and is a predicted model, not a curated record. Gene Ontology annotation, cellular component: ESCRT I complex. Lineage: Eukaryota; Viridiplantae; Streptophyta; Magnoliopsida; Solanales; Solanaceae. The coding region runs from base 116 to 757 and encodes 213 amino acids. The transcript has 5 exons. Gene Ontology annotation, biological process: ubiquitin-dependent protein catabolic process via the multivesicular body sorting pathway.